This is a messenger RNA of Gossypium arboreum, 2675 nucleotides long. RefSeq names its product rab GTPase-activating protein 22-like. The transcript has 5 exons. Gene Ontology annotation, molecular function: GTPase activator activity. The record is from RefSeq and is a predicted model, not a curated record. NCBI's taxonomy places the organism in Eukaryota, Viridiplantae, Streptophyta, Magnoliopsida, Malvales, Malvaceae. The coding region runs from base 708 to 2363 and encodes 551 amino acids. Gene Ontology annotation, biological process: activation of GTPase activity.
AAUCAAUUUGUAUUUGGAAAAGGAAUUAGGUCAAAUGAAAUUCAAAAAAGAAAAGGAGAAAUAAUAAAUAAUAAAGAAAGCGAGAAGGGACCAAUACCUAACAGCGGAAAUAAUAAGCGUAGGUAGUAGAAUCAAUCUGAAAUCAAAUCUUUCAGUUUUAGAACUCUUUCUCUCUGAAAAGCUAUGUAGUAUGGAGUCUAGUCUAGAUAGGCACAUAACUCAAAUACACCUUUCUUUCUCGAUUCAUUCAUUGGGCGGGCGGCCGAAUAAACCAAAACCCAAUCAGGAAAACAUAAUAAAAGAAAGGAGCUGUUGAGAUUUGAGAAAGCGAAGCAGUCAACAAAGCUAAAAAGAAAAAGAAAAACUCAGAGGAAGAAGUUAAAAGGACGGGGUAGGUCGGGCAUCUUGAUUUGGUUUCCUCCACCUCAAGCCUUCCAUGCUCCCCUCAGCCAACAACAGCCCUACCGGAAUCCACCACUUUGGCGGCGGCGGAGGAGGAUUCUGGUCCGCUGUACCCAUGCCGCCCUCCAAAACUACCGUCGCCGUUACUGCUGUUGCCGGCCUCGCUCUCUUUGCCGCCAUUUUCUUCACCACUACUAGGUAAAAAGAAAAUUCCUCCUCUCAAUGCUUAACGGUAAAAGCAAAUCUCCGAAACCCCUAGUACCGGUUCGUAGUAAGAGUAGUCGAUAAGAAUCAAAUUCUAAUAGAUGAGAGCUCUUAGAAGAAGUCAGACUUCAUCUUCAUCUCCGAACUCACCUUCACCUUCACCCUCUUCGUCGUCGUCAUCGUCAUCGUCAUCAUCUUCGUGGAUUCAUUUGCGUUCGGUUCUAUUCGUUGUUACCUCUUCUUCACCAGUUUCUUGUUCUUCCACUGAUCGUGGUCGGCUCAGAUCACCCUGGUCUCGCUAUAGAAAGAAACAUGCCCUCUCACCUCAGCAGUGGAGAAGUUUGUUUACACCUGAUGGUAGACUCCGGGAUGGUGGAGUCAAGUUCUUGAAGAAAGUUCGCUGUAGAGGUGUUGAUCCAAGUAUUAGGGCAGAGGUCUGGCCCUUCCUCCUUGGAGUCUAUGAUUUAAACAGUUCCAAAGAAGAAAGAGAUGCUGUUAGAACUCAGAAAAGGAAAGAAUAUGAAAAGCUCCGAAGAAAGUGCCGGCUUCUCCUAAAACAUGGCACUGGGAGUUUUAAGUCAUCUGAAACGGGUGCCACUUGUCGAAAUGGAGACAGUGGAAGUCUUGUUGAGGAGACAGACACAUCUAGUUCUGAAGAUGUGGUUAGUGCCAGAGAGUCUCUCUGUAGUGAGGGAAGGAGCCCAGAUGCUGAGUUCUCAGAUGAACCGUCGAGUAUAUUGUUAGCAGGAGAUGGUAGUUCAAGAAGAAUAACAAAUGCUGAUGUGUCAGCACUGAACAGUGAGUCAUCAGACUCUGACUCUUCUGAAGACCCUGAAGUUAUUCAGGGGUCCCCCACUUUGGACGGCAGGGAGGAUAAUGAUCUUGAUGUGGCUUCAGAAAGGAAUGUUCCUCCCUCAAGCACUGAAGGGAUAUCAAAGCUACGUGCAACUGAAAAUUUUUCAACCUGGCAGCGAAUCAUCCGUCUAGAUGCUGUUCGUGCCAAUGCUGAAUGGAUGCCAUACUCUACUUCUCAGGCUUUGGUAUCAGAUGGGAGGGCACGCCGUUCAGCUGAGGCUGUUGGGUUAAAGGAUUAUGAUCACCUGGAUCCCUGCAGAAUUUUCCAUGCUGCACGUUUGGUUGCUAUCCUUGAAGCUUAUGCACUUUACGACCCUGAAAUUGGCUACUGCCAGGGCAUGAGUGAUCUCCUUUCUCCAAUAGUUUCAGUCAUCCCUGAGGAUUACGAGGCUUUCUGGUGUUUUGUAGGUUUCAUGAAGAAAGCUCGACAUAAUUUUAGGCUUGAUGAGGUGGGAAUCAGAAGGCAACUUAAUAUUGUUUCCAAGAUAAUAAAAUGUAAGGACUCUCACCUCUACAGGCAUUUGGAGAAGCUGCAGGCAGAGGAUUGUUUUUUUGUUUAUAGGAUGGUGGUGGUUCUCUUUAGGAGGGAAUUGACAUUUGAACAGACAAUGUGCCUAUGGGAGGUAAUGUGGGCAGAUCAGGCAACAAUUAGAGCUGGGCUUUCGAAAUCCACCUGGAGUAGGAUAAGACAGAAGGCACCCCCGACAGAUGAUUUAUUGCUGUAUGCAAUUGCAGCUUCAGUCUUACAGAGGAGGAAAUUGAUCAUUGAGAAGUACAGCAGCAUGGAUGAAAUUUUAAGGGAGUGCAACAGUAUGGCCGGGCAACUUGAUGUAUGGAAGCUCCUAAAUGAUGCUCAUGACUUGGUUGUAACUCUUCAUGACAAGAUCGAGUCGUCAUUUUGAUCAACUCGCCAUAAUUUGUUGUCCUAUAUUUUUAUGUGCUUCGGUUUUACUUCAACCUGGUUUUCUGUGAGUAUUACAAGUCCUCCAUUGCACUGCAUGAAAUAUUGUCUGUGCUUGAGCUACAUAUUCUCACUUAUUGUUUGUAGUUGAAAAAUUGUUGGAGACUGUACACUUAUGCUGGCAAAUCCAAAGAUGAUAAUAGAUUCAGGUUGAAGUUGCCAUCAAAGCCCAUUGUCAUUUGACAUGUAAGAUUGCAGAUUUUGUCAAAUAUAAGAGGGAGAAAAGGGAGCCAGUAGUCAAGCUUAUUAUAAA